Messenger RNA from Drosophila mauritiana, 1769 nucleotides. Its product is annotated as potential E3 ubiquitin-protein ligase ariadne-1. The transcript is spliced from 2 exons. NCBI's taxonomy places the organism in Eukaryota, Metazoa, Arthropoda, Insecta, Diptera, Drosophilidae. Gene Ontology annotation, biological process: positive regulation of proteasomal ubiquitin-dependent protein catabolic process; protein polyubiquitination; ubiquitin-dependent protein catabolic process. Gene Ontology annotation, cellular component: ubiquitin ligase complex; nucleus; cytoplasm. Gene Ontology annotation, molecular function: ubiquitin conjugating enzyme binding; ubiquitin protein ligase activity; zinc ion binding. Bases 174 to 1709 code for a protein of 511 amino acids. The record is from RefSeq and is a predicted model, not a curated record.
CUAAGUAGGUUUAGUCUUCAGUAGAAAAAAGGAGAAAAAUAAAAGAAAAAAUCAAUUCUUUACAUCGAGAGUGUUCCAUAUCCUCCAAAACGAUUCGUGGCCCAUAAAAGACAUCAAAUGUUUUAGAUCCGGUGUUAUAAAUUCCAAAAAAAUUCUAACCACAUGCUGGUAAUAUGAAUUCCGAAAUGGAAUUCUCGGAUGAGGACCACGGUGACUCGCAUCGAUCGCUUCUCACUCACAUGAGUUGCGAAAAUGACAGCGGCAGCGAGGAUACCUGCACAGAAAUCCUUUUGCCGGAAAAUUCCAACAGUCCCGAAACGGAUGACUUUGUGUACAAGGUCCUUUCGGUUGACCAGAUUGUUCAGCAUCAGCGUAACAUCAUCGAUGAGGUGAAUAAUGUCCUGAAUUUGCCACCGCAAGUCACGCGUAUUAUCCUAAAUCACUUCAAAUGGGACAAAGAGAGCUUGUUCGAAAAUUAUUUCGAGAGCAAUCCAAAGGACUUCUUCCAGCGUGCCCAUGUGUUGAAUCCCUUUGAGAAGAAGAUGGAAAUCGAUUGUGCGGCGUCCACAUCCUGUUCCUUACCUCAGCUCUGUGGCAUUUGCUUUUGUUCUUGCGAUGAGCUCAUAGGUUUGGGUUGUGGUCACAACUUUUGUGCCGCCUGCUGGAAACAAUAUUUGGCCAAUAAGACGUGUAGCGAGGGCUUGGCCAAUACCAUCAAAUGUCCAGCUUCCAACUGUGAGAUCCUGGUUGAUUUUAUAUCUUUUCUGAAACUUGCCGAUGAUCCAGAGGUUGUCGAGCGAUAUCAGCAGCUCAUCACCAACACCUUUGUGGAAUGCAACACGCUGAUGCGAUGGUGCCCCGCCCCCAAUUGCAGCCAUGCCGUCAAGGCCGUUUGCGCUGAACCACGAGCAGUGCUUUGCAAAUGUGGGCAUGAGUUUUGCUUUGCUUGUGGCGAAAAUUGGCAUGAACCCGCCAGCUGCAGUUCGCUCAAGACAUGGGUCAAAAAAUGUCUUGAGGACUCGGAGACAUCGAAUUGGAUUGCCCAGAACACGAAGGAGUGCCCCAAGUGCAAUGUUACCAUCGAGAAGGAUGGUGGUUGCAAUCAUAUGGUGUGCAAGAAUCCAUCCUGCCGUUAUGAUUUCUGCUGGGUGUGCCUGGGAUCCUGGGAGCCACAUGGUUCGUCCUGGUACAGCUGCAAUCGCUUCGACGAGGAGGAGGCCAAACAGGCCAGAUUGGCUCAGCAAAAAUAUCGUUCUUCAAUGGCCCGAUAUCUGCACUAUUACAAUCGUUAUAGCAACCACAUGCAGAGCUUGAAAAUGGAAAAUAAAUUGUAUUCCAAUAUUCAGGCAAAAAUGGAAGACAUGCAGGAGGAGAUGAGCUGGAUUGAGGUUCAGUUCCUGCGUGAUGCCGUCGAUGUUUUAUGCCAAUGUCGCACCACUCUGAUGUACAGCUAUGUGUUCGCCUUUUAUCUGAUGAACAACAAUCAGAAGAUCAUAUUCGAGGAUAAUCAGAAGGACAUGGAAAUGGCCACCGAGAAGCUGUCCGAGUGCUUGGAGCGAGAGAUCACUGUCAAGAAUAUCUACGAAGUUAAACAAAAGGUCCUCGACUUAUCGCACUAUUGCCAAAAACGACGACAUGUCCUCCUUUGCCAUGUGAGGGAGGGAUACGAAAAUGACUGGUGGGAAUUCAAGGAGGAGACCACUACAUAACUCGUAUAAUCCAAAGACAUCUGUAUUCGAUGCACAACACAAGAAAAAAAUGUAAAUUAA